Ramularia collo-cygni is the source of this 1593-nucleotide messenger RNA. RefSeq names its product related to 6-phosphofructo-2-kinase/fructose-2,6-bisphosphate 2-phosphatase. The transcript has 4 exons. NCBI's taxonomy places the organism in Eukaryota, Fungi, Ascomycota, Dothideomycetes, Mycosphaerellales, Mycosphaerellaceae. Gene Ontology annotation, molecular function: 6-phosphofructo-2-kinase activity; fructose-2,6-bisphosphate 2-phosphatase activity; ATP binding. The coding region runs from base 1 to 1593 and encodes 530 amino acids. The record is from RefSeq and is a predicted model, not a curated record. Gene Ontology annotation, cellular component: cytosol. Gene Ontology annotation, biological process: fructose metabolic process; fructose 2,6-bisphosphate metabolic process.
AUGGAUACACUAUUAACGGCCGACCUGGCAGCAAACUCGUCCAGCUUCAGGCGGCGAUCGAGUACAUAUAUCGAUGCCAUCCACGACCUGCCGGAGAAGGAGUCUAUGGCGCCUGCUCAACUCUACUCCACCGAGUCUGGAAGACUGUUCCACUCUGGCAGGAUUGUCAUUGCGACCGUCGGACUGCCCGCACGAGGAAAGACACAUGUCAGUGUAGCGCUUGCGCGCUACCUCCGGUGGCUGGGUGUCAAGACCCGCAUAUUUCAUCUCGGAGACUAUCGCCGUGACUUUGUCGGAGCUCAAGGGGAAGUCCCAGACGACUACUUUCACGUCAACGCCUCCACGUCUUCCGUGUUGUUACGCAACAAGAUCCUCAAGAAGUGCAGAGAAGACAUCUUCCACUUCCUCAAUCAUGAGAAUGGGCAGAUUGCCAUCUUCGACGCGGUCAACCCAUUGGCAACUGGACGUCGGGCGCUGGCCAAGGAGUUUGAAAAGCACAACGUUCAGACCAUGUUCAUUGAAAGCCACUGCACGGACGAGCGCAUCAUUGAGGAGAAUGUGCGAUCAGUGAAGAUCAGCUCUCCCGACUACAUCGGAUGGAAGCCCGAGGACGCGGUUAAGGACUACCUCCGGCGUAUAAACGCACGCAUUCCGCACUUUGAGUCGGUUGAAGAGACUGACCUGCACUACGUGAAGAUGAUUAACGCGGGGGAGCGUGUAAUCGUCAACAAUUGCGCGUUUGGCUAUCUGUCUCAGCGAAUCGUCUUCUAUUUGCUGAACCUUCACAUCAAGAGUCGGCAAACGUACUUUUGUCGUGCUGGUACAACCAGAGCAGAAGAAAGCUACAAAGGCGAUGCAAGUCUGAGCGCAGAAGGACAAGACUACGCUCGCAAAAUGUCCGAGGCUCUCAUUGCACACCGUGAGUCUGAAAGAGAGAAUCUGGUCAAGCAUGGCGCACCGGAAUCAACCGCGCUGAAGCCAUUGACCGUCUGGACAUCCACACGGAAACGCACCGUUGAGACUGCUUCAUAUUUGGAGAGCAAAGGCUACCGUGUUCGUCAGCGCAGCCAAAUGAGUCAGUUGAACCCCGGCGUGUGUGAGAAGUUGAGCGAGCGGAGAAUUCGCGAAAUCUUCCCCGAGGAAGUGUCGAAGCACGAGCAGGAUCCAUAUCAUCAUCGUUACCCGCGAGCAGAGUCAUACCACGACCUCGCCGUUCGCCUCGAGCCUAUCAUUCUCGAGCUUGAGCGCGAGCAGAAUGAUUUACUCAUCAUCGCUCACGAAUCUGUCCUACGAGUGCUAUACGGAUACCUCAUGGYCUGCUCCGCCCAUGACAUUCCAAGCUUGGAGUUUCCACGUGACGAAAUCAUCGAGAUCAUUCCUGCUUCAUACAACAACAGCGCGAAACGCAUUCACAUUCCCGACCUGCCGCAGUUGAUCGUUCCGAGCAGCCCUCAGGACAUCAGAAUUCCCGUUCCACCUUCUGGGACUGCGUCGCCAUUCAGCGGCUUGGGGACUCCGGCUGGAGCAAGCACGCCGGAGUCCAGGGAAGCUCUGCUUCCUAUUCGCAGUGGAAAUCUCAGUCCGAGACCAUAG